AUGAGAGAGGAAGAUUCCACUUGGUUCGCUAAAUGGGAAGAAGAGCUUCCGUCACCGGAGGAGCUCAUACCGUUAUCUCAAUCUCUGAUCACUCCCGAUCUCGCCAUCGCCUUCGAUCUCCGAAGCCCGAACCACCGCAACAACGCAAGUCCCGGUCAAACCACGCCGCCACAAGCCAAUUCAUCCGCCGCAGAUUCCGCCGGAGACGAACAAGCCCGUACUCUGAAACGGCCGCGUUUAGUGUGGACGCCUCAGCUGCACAAGCGUUUCGUCGACGCGGUGGCUCAUCUCGGGAUCAAAAACGCCGUUCCCAAAACCAUCAUGCAGCUUAUGAGCGUCGAUGGCUUAACCAGAGAAAACGUCGCUAGCCAUUUGCAAAAAUACCGACUUUACCUCAACAGGAUGCAGUCCGGCGGCGGAGGAAACGUCGGUGUCUCUGAUCAUCUCUUCUCGAGCUCCCCUGUUCCUGCGCACUUCCUCCACCCGACAGCUAGACAAAGCUCCGACCAUUUCAUACCGUCUUUUGUCCCAAUGGCGACUUUGCAGCAGCAACCGCCUCAGUUUAUCCCCCACCGGCAAAUCGCCGCCGCGAAUUUCAUCUCUCCGACAAUGAAAGCGACGGACCAGUCGUUGUUCUUGGCAAGGCAGAGUCAGCAGCAACAAGUGCUCAUCAGACCAUCUUCAUUGCAUUUGCAUAGUCAAGUGGCUAAUUACGCCGGGGAUUUGGAAUCAGGAUCCAAAACAACGGUCUUGACUCUGUUUCCAACUCGAGACGAUUGA
Molecule: messenger RNA, 780 nt
Organism: Microthlaspi erraticum
Lineage: Eukaryota; Viridiplantae; Streptophyta; Magnoliopsida; Brassicales; Brassicaceae
Source: the annotation of a GenBank genome assembly